Molecule: messenger RNA, 939 nt
Organism: Parasteatoda tepidariorum (common house spider)
Lineage: Eukaryota; Metazoa; Arthropoda; Arachnida; Araneae; Theridiidae
Product: jerky protein homolog
Source: RefSeq, a predicted model, not a curated record
AUGAUUGUUGAAAAGGCAAGGAAAUUCGGCCAAGAUUUAGGAGUUGCUGAAAGUGAAUGUAAUUAUUCUGAUGGUUGGCUCAGAAACUUUAAGUUUCGGCAUGGAAUUCGAAAACUUGGAGUAACUGGAGAAACACUUUCAGCAAACCAAAACUCUGCAGAAAAAUACAAAGACAAGUUUGAGAAAAUCGUGGCUGAUAAUGAUUUAACACCUGAACAGAUUUACAAUGCUGAUGAAACAGGGCUAUUAUGGCGAUGUUUACCAACAUCUACACUAGCUGGGGGAGGAGAGAAAGCAGCCAAGGGUUUAAAAAAAAACAAAGACAGAUUAACCGUUUUGCUAUGUGCUAAUGCGUCUGGAAACCACCGAGUGACCCCUUUUGUAAUAGGUAAAUCGGCAAAACCCAGGACUUUUAAGAAUGUUACACACUCGCCUGUCCAAUACGAUGCUCAAUCAAAUGCGUGGAUGACUGCCGCCCUCUUUAAAGACUGGUUUUUUCACCACUUUGUGCCUGAGGUCAAGGAAUCCUUCAAAAGCCUUGGUCUACCAGAUGGUACUAAAGCCAUCCUUCUUUUGGACAAUUGCAAAGCCCACCCGCCAGUAGAUGAGUUAGUUUCUGGAAAUAUUGUUGCUACUCUGCUCCCACCUAACAUAACAUCUUUGAUUCAACCCAUGGACCAAGGGGUUAUUCAAAAUUUUAAAUGCUUUUAUGGAAGGUCUUUUAUUCAAGGCCUGUUAAAUGCCGACUGUAACGUGACUGAUUUUCAAAAAAAGUUUACAGUAAGAGAUGCCGUCCAUGCUAUUGCACUGUCUUGGAACCAGGUAAAAAAUACAACACUCCAAAAAUGGUGGAGAAAACUUUGGCCAGCUGCAAACCCUGCAUCUGACCUAACUCUACAGACUGAUGAGGAAGAAAACCAUCAAGACGCUCUGACCUAA